Onychostoma macrolepis is the source of this 8047-nucleotide messenger RNA. It is a transcript of the gene tnca, whose product is annotated as tenascin Ca. NCBI's taxonomy places the organism in Eukaryota, Metazoa, Chordata, Actinopteri, Cypriniformes, Cyprinidae. Gene Ontology annotation, molecular function: protein binding. The record is from RefSeq and is a predicted model, not a curated record. The coding region runs from base 265 to 7350 and encodes 2361 amino acids. The transcript is spliced from 29 exons.
GGACGGACGGGUGUGUGGAAUACAUCACGGACGCUCUCAGAUCUUCCAGCACGUGGAGAGACGGAGACAGACGGAAGCUGGAGGUCUGGAACACUGGACAUCCUCACCUCGUCGCUGUCAUUUGAUUUGCGUCAUCUGCACCUGAUUUGCUCGGCUGCAAGGAGGCACUGGAAGCUCCAUUCAUCACCACAGAGACAGCAGCACUUUGUCCAGACUCACCAGGCAGGCCUUCUUGCCAAGACAAGCAUCCAUUAGUGCAGAAACAUGGGUUCAGGAGGUCUGACAUUCAGCUGUUUGGUUUUGGCAACCCUGAUGACUCUAAAUCAUGCUGGCCUGGUAAAGAGGAUGAUCAGACACCGACGGGAAGCUCUGACGAUUCCCGGCAUACACAACGUAACCCUUCCAACCUCUUCCCAACCGGUCGUUUUUAACCACGUCUACAACAUCAAAGUUCCCAGUAGUUCUUUAUGCUUGGUGGAUCUGGACUCUCCCGCCGGUUCAGAUCUUGAACAGAAGGAUGCGCCAUCUGGCUCAGAAGUAACAGAUCACGCACUGGACAGCAGUAAUCAGAUCGUCUUCACCCACCGCAUCAACAUCCCCAAGCAGGCAUGCGGCUGUACGGAGGGACUGCCGGACCUGAAGGAGCUCCUGAAUCGGCUGGAGAUGUUGGAGGGCGAGGUGUCGACGCUCAGAGAGCAAUGCGCCACAGAAACCACCUGCUGCAGCGCUCAGGCCACAGGUGCUAUAGGAACUAAGCCCUACUGCAGCGGCCAUGGAAACUACAGCACGGACACCUGCGGCUGCAUCUGCGAGCCUGGAUGGAAGGGCCCCAACUGCACCGUUUCCGACUGUCCUGGAGACUGCAGCGACCAGGGCCGCUGCGUUAAUGGAAAGUGCGAGUGUUUCGAUGGCUUCACGGGUGAGGACUGCAGCGUGGAGACCUGUCCGGUUGACUGUGGUGAGAACGGCCGUUGCGUUAACGGAGUGUGCGUUUGCAGUGAAGGCUUCUCUGGAGAUGAUUGUACAGAGACGGAUUGCCUCAACAACUGUUUGGGACGCGGCCGCUGCGUUGAUAGUGAGUGUGUCUGCGACGAACCCUGGACCGGAUUUGAUUGCUCCGAGCUCAUCUGUCCGCAUGACUGCUAUGACCGCGGGCGAUGUGACAACGGGACUUGUUAUUGCGAUAAAGGCUUCACCGGAGAGGACUGCGGCGCGAUCACUUGUCCUAAUGACUGCUCAGGACGAGGUUUUUGCAUCGACGGCCGUUGCGUUUGCACCGCUGGCUACUCCGGCGAGGAUUGUUCCAGCUUGACCUGUCCGAAUGACUGCAACCAAAAAGGGCGCUGUUUCAAUGGCGUGUGCAUUUGCGAAAUGGGUUAUUUCGGAGAGGACUGCGGGAAGCUCUCCUGUCCGAAUAACUGCAACGGUAGAGGGCGCUGCAUCGACGGGCGCUGCGAUUGCGACGUUGGAUUCCAAGGCCACGAUUGUUCGGAGUUUAGCUGCCCCAAUGACUGCAACAACCGCGGGCGCUGCGUUAACGGUCAGUGCGUUUGCGAAGAGGGAUUUGGCGGUGAGGACUGCAGCAUCAAAACCUGCCCGUCAGACUGCUACGGCCGAGGCCAGUGCGUGGACGGGAAGUGUGUUUGCUUCGCAGACUUCACCGGCGAAGACUGCAGUGAAUUGAGCUGUCCGAGCAACUGCCUGAACCGUGGACGCUGCGUCGCGGGACAAUGCGUUUGUGACGAAGGCUUCACCGGAGAGGACUGUGGUCAGAUGAAGUGUCCCAACGACUGUCUCGGCCGUGGACGCUGCGUGGAGGGACAGUGCAUUUGCCAGGAGGGUUUUGAGGGCCUGGAUUGCUCCGUUCCCACCUGUCCUGGAAACUGCAAUAACCGCGGACGCUGCGUCAAUGGGAAAUGUGUGUGCGACGAGGGAUUCGUUGGAGAUGGCUGUGGAGAAAGAAGCUGUCCGAAUGACUGUAAUGGUGCGGGGCAAUGUGUGGACGGCAGCUGCGUCUGCGAUGAAGGCCACAUUGGCGAGGAUUGCUCAGAAGUCUCACCACCGGAAGACCUGACCAUCACGGAUGUGACCACGGAGAAGGUGAACCUCACAUGGAAGAACGAGAUGCUGGUGACAGAGUAUUUGGUUACGUACGUCCCGACGUCACCAGGCGGCCUGUGGCUGGACUUCCGUGUGCCUGGAGAUCAUACGUCUGCUACCGUCUCUGAGCUGGAGCCAGGAAUCGAGUAUCUCAUCAAUGUUUAUGCCGUCCUCAACAACAAGAAGAGCGUUCCUGUCAGUGCCAGAGUAGCCACAUAUCUACCGCAGCCCGAGGGCCUGAAGUUUAAAUCCAUCAGUGAUACAUCUGUGGAGGUUUUGUGGGACCAGCUGAACUUUCCAUUCGACGACUGGGAGCUCAUCUUCCGUAACACGAAGGAAGAAAAUGGGAAGAUAGUGAACAAUGUGACACCUACCCAGACCAACUUUGAGCAACCGGGACUCGGCCCGGGACAGGAAUAUGAAGUGACUUUGUCGGUCAUAAAGAACAACACCAGAGGACCCGGAACAAGCUCGACUGUAGUAACAAGAAUCGAUUCUCCAGGGCAGAUUGAUGUUGGCGAUGUGACAGACCGGUCUGCAGUGAUCUCCUGGUCCAGGCCCGUGGCUGAGGUGGACGGGUUCAGGGUAUCGUACGGGCCGAGCACAGACCCGUUAGUCCAUCGAGAUGUCGACCUCCUGGCCACAGACACACAGUACAGCCUGGAAGACCUAAAACCUGACACUGAAUACAGAGUGUCUCUCAGUUCAAAGAGGGGAGACGUGACCAGCGAGCCCAUCUUUGAGAGUUUCACCACGGGUCUGGAUGCCCCCACUGACCUCAAAGCUGUUGAUCAGACUGACAGCAGCAUCACACUGGAAUGGAAAAACAGCCGCUCAUCCAUCGACGGAUACCGUAUCAAAUACGGCCCGAUCGCAGGAGGAGCUCAUGGUGAAGACAUGUUCCCUAGAAGAGCUGGAGACACGACAUGGGCCACGAUUACAGGCCUGAAGCCUGGAACGGAAUACGGCAUUGGAGUCACAGCUGUUCAGAAUGAAAGAGAGAGUGAGCCAGCUACCACCAACGCACUGACCGAUCUGGAUCCGCCACGAGACCUGGAAGUGCGAGACUCCACCGAAACCACCCUGGAACUGGUCUGGAAGAGGCCCAGGGCCAAGAUCUCCACCUACAGGCUAGCGUUCGUCUCUGCCGAUGGCCGACGGGAAGAAGUCGAGCUGACUGUUACCGCAACCACCUACACCCUGAGCGGCUUGAGCCCUGGCAUACGCUACACCGUCACCCUCGUGGCAGAACGUGGGCGGAGAAGAAGUGCUCCUGCCACCGUCGCUGCCUCCACAGCAUCUUUUACUUUUUAUCUAGCAAACACAUUUCCUGAGCUCGGUUCAGCCAAAGGCACUGAUGACAAUGUCAUUAGCUUUGUGUCUCUCGACAACUCAGAGAUCCCAUUCUCUGGGAGCGGAUACGAGGAUCCCACUGGCACCUUGACCGUGUCUAAUGUCACAUCUGAAGGAUUUGAUCUUGCGUGGGAGUCAAAUAAACACAUUGGCUAUGAUAGUUACACUGUAGAACUUAAAGAUUUCUCAGGGAAAUGGAAAGAGGAGGUUCAUCUCCAUGGGGAGGUGAACGACACUAAAAUCCGUGGCCUAAAGGCUUCCACAGAGUACCAAGUAAGGCUUUAUGGAAUAUCCAAUAACCAAAGAUCUUCACUACUAGAAGCAGUUGCAGUUACAGCACCAAAGUCUACCUCUCCUGAUGUUGUUGCUUUGACCUUCAAAAGUGUUUCAACAACGCUACCAAGCCUCCAUAAGGAGGUUCAGCCAUCAGUCUCUACCUCCACUCUUUUAACAGAGGAUUUUAAAGCUGAAGCCUCAGGUGAUGAACUUGAGGGCCCGAAUCAAGGGCCUCCGGGUGACCUAAACGUCACUGAUGUGAGCAGGAAUAGUUUGAGACUGACUUGGUCGGCUCCUGAUGGAGCCUUCGAUAGCUUCAUUGUUGAGUUGAACUCAACAUCAAAUAAGUCCAAAGACAGUGUUAUUGAAGUGUCUGCAGAAGCCAGGCAGGUCCAUGUAGAUGGACUGAACCCUGACACGCUUUAUGAGAUUACGUUGUAUGGGAUGAAGGAGGGCGAGAAAUCCCAACCAGUCAAUGUUCACAUCAAGACAGAGGAGCAGAGGCCGCAGAUUGGCAGUCUGAGUGUGUCUGAUGUAUCUUGGGAUAGCUUCAAUGUGUCCUGGACCAUUGAGGAUGGCUCUGCCUUUGACAGUUUUGUGAUUGAAGUGGCAAAUUCAGCAGGUCCAGAAAAACAGAACCUUUCGGUAUCUGGUGAUGCACGUAGUUUAUGGAUGUCUGGGCUCAGUCCCGACACGUCCUAUAUAAUUACAUUAUACGGAGUGCAUCAGGGCUCGAUCCUGGGGUCGAUCUACACUCAAGCAGCUACAGAUAGCGCUCCAGUGGUUGGCAAUCUGUAUGUUUCUAAUAUUACAUCAGAGAGCUUCUCCAUUUCAUGGAAUGACACGAGAGGAGAUAUUGAGAGGUUUAUCCUGGAGAUUAUAGACUCUAGCUGGCAGCGGGAGCCAGUCGAAUAUAAUCUUUCACAAAGCACGCAGUCGUAUGAAAUCACUGGGCUAUGGCCGACUACUGACUAUAUAGCUUACCUCACUGGAGUCGUGAAGGGAAGGAGAACAGACUCCGUCAGUGCUGUCGCCUCCACAGCGGCCGAGCCUGACUUGUCUGGGCUAGUUGUUUCAAACAUUACCUCAGACACAGUGUCGCUCUCCUGGCGGACGGGAGAGAAGGCGUUUGAUAAUUUUAUAGUCGAGGUGAGAGAGUCUGCUUUGCCCACGCAGGCGACGGGGCGCACCUUGCCCGCAGGUGUUCGCUCCACGGUGCUGACCGGCCUCAGAGGAGACACACGCUAUCAGAUCAAGCUGUACGCCACCUUUGGUGGCACAAACACAGCUGCCCUGACAACUGUAGUAACCACAGAGCCGAAGCCUAAAUUGGGCCCCAUUGUGGUGUCUGAAAGACGGCCGAAUAGCUUGACGCUGUCCUGGAGCACACUCUCAGGUCACUUCGAUGACUUUGCUGCUCGUGUCACUGACCGUGAGCAGCUGUAUGAUGUUGUAGAGCUCAGGCUGUCAGGCGCAGAGAGGAACGUUACCGUCUCGGGUCUUAUGGACUCUACGGUAUAUGACAUAGUGUUUUAUGGUUUGUCUCGUGGCCGUCAAACUCCAGCAGUUUACUUCAAUACCAGUACAGCCUCAUUACCUAGAGUGGAAAAGCUCACAGUUUCGGAUAUUACCCCGUACGGAUUUCGGGUGUCCUGGGUGGCAGAUUCCUCUGAGGGCUUCGGGCAUUUUCAGGUAAAGGUGCUGGACUCUGGCCAGCUGCUGGAGCCGCAAGAGUUCGUAGUGCCGGGGAACCAGACCGUACUGGAUGUUUUGGGCCUGAUCACUGGCAUUGGCUAUGAGGUCAGUGUGACCGGGGUGUCAGGGAAUGGGUUACAGUCUCGUCCAAUCACCACAGUGGCUGUUACAGAGGCAGAACCAGAGAUCGAGCACCUUUUCGUGUCGGACGUCACCCCUGAGAGUUUCCGGCUGGCCUGGACGGCAGAAGACGACGUCUUUGAUCGAUUCGUGCUCAAAGUUAGAGAUUCGAGAAAGCUCUCCCACCCUCGAGAGUUCGUUGUGCCGGGCCAUGAAAGAACCAAAGUUCUAACGCAGCUUUUGGGGGGAACUGAGUAUGAAAUUGAGCUUUACGGUGUCACGCUGGAACAUCGCUCCCAACCCGUUACUGCUGUUGCCAGAACAGGCCUUGGAGCUCUACGGGACCUUCAUUUCUCUGAUAUCACGUACACAGCAGCUGUGGUUUCCUGGACUGUACCGCGACCCCAGCCAGACUCCUACAGAAUCACUUACGUCCCAGUCCAAGGAGGUACUCCUGUGAUCCUGACGGUGGACGGGUCACAGUCUCAGGUUUCCCUGACGAAUCUGAUUCCCGGAGAGACGUAUCAGAUGUCGCUCGUUGCAGUGAAAGGUUUGGAGGAGAGCGAACCAGUGUCCGACACUUUUACAACAGCCCUGGAUACGCCACGCAGCCUGACUGCUGUCAAUGUCACUGACACAAAGGCGCUGUUGCUGUGGCAACCUGCCGUGGCGACCGUGGAUGGAUAUGUGAUCACAUACAGCGCAGACACUGUGCCACCGAUAUCAGAGCAGGUUUCUGGAAACACGGUGGAGUUUGAGAUGAGCUCACUGGUUCCAGGAACUCAAUACACUGUCAAUGUUUACGCCAUCAGAAACCGAGAGAAAAGCGCUCCAGCAACCACAGACUUCACCACAGAUGUGGACGCUCUGCGUGAUCUGGUUGCCAGUAAUAUUCAGACAGACAGCGCGGUUCUCACCUGGACGCCGCCACGGGCCGCCAUCACCGGAUAUAUCCUGACCUUUCAAGCGUCUGACGGCGAUGUCAGGGAGCUGAAUCUAGAGCCGUCUGCGACCUCACACAGUCUGUCUGAUCUGAGUAGCAGCACUGAAUACACAGUCAGACUGCAGGCCGUCGCUGAGGACAAGAGGAGCACACAGAUCAGCACCGUCUUCACCACAGUUGGCAUGCGCUACAAGAAUGCAAAGGACUGCUCAGAAGCUCUGAUGAAUGGAGAGACGUCCUCCGGGCCGUACACCAUUUACAUCAGCGGAGACGAGAAGCAGCCGGUCCAGGUUUACUGUGACAUGAGCACUGACGGCGGUGGCUGGAUGGUGUUCCUACGGCGUCAGAGCGGCAAGAUGGAUUUCUACAGGAACUGGAGGAACUACUCUGCAGGAUUCGGUGACACGAACGAUGAGUUCUGGCUCGGACUUUCAAACCUUCACAAAAUCACCUCAGCCGGUCAGUACGAGUUGCGCGUGGACCUGCAGGACGGACAGGAGAGUGUGUUUGCUGUCUACGAUAAAUUUUUCAUCGCAGAUCCUCGUUCCCGCUACAAGAUCCAGAUUGGUGCAUACAGUGGUACCGCAGGUGAUUCCUUGUCGUAUCACCAGAACAGGCCUUUCUCCACCUAUGACAAUGACAAUGACAUUGCCGUCACCAACUGCGCCCUGUCCUACAAGGGAGCGUUCUGGUAUAAAAACUGCCAUCGAGUGAACCUGAUGGGGAAAUAUGGAGACAGCAGUCACAGCAAAGGCAUCAAUUGGUUCCACUGGAAAGGCCACGAGCAUUCGAUUCCAUUCGCGGAGAUGAAGAUCCGGCCAGUAAAUUUCAGAAACUUGGAAGGCAGACGGAAAAGAUCAUAGACUUUAAAUGUCCCUCUUUCUCUUUUCUCCAAAAUGCCACACGUCUCUCGUCAAUUAGAUUUAAUUCAGUUAGAACUCCUGAGUGAAACAUUUCUAGCCAUUUGAACUCUGCCUUCCAUGUCAACAUUGAAAUACAACAACCAAAUACUGUUCCAUUAGACCUUUGAUAUAUAGGUUUUAAACGGCCGUGACUGGUGGAGGGUUUUACAUAAACUUGCUAAAAACAGGCACGUGAAAUGUGAUAUUUGAAUCAUGGUACAAGAUCUUCCUAUAACAAACAUCCAUUUUCAGAGUGAUUCAAGGAAAUAUUCAAUGACCUUGUAUAGUUUUUGUUCAGAAGAGGAAGUGUCUUCGAGAGCAGUGAUGUCAUUUCCUCAACUGAAUCAUUACCACGCUCAGGUCUGAUAUACAGUAGCCAGGAUGGUGCAAAUAAGUGUUCAAUUUGUCAGUUUUCAAAAUUAAAGAAGCAAAUUUCAAUGUGAUUGUUUUCUGAAAGGAUUGUAUGACAAGCCAGUUUGCUUACUGAUGUAUUAUUGAUCAUUUGUUUUGAAAUUUAUUUUUAUAAUGUUUUCUUUUCCCCCAUAGAGUCCUCAGUAUCUAUAAUCCCUAAAAAGUGUUGAUUAAACUUUAUCUCUUCUCCUGGAAUGUGUCUAAAAUUGAUCUUCAACAAAAUAGGAAAUAAAAAUGUAAUUUUUAA